This is a messenger RNA of Daphnia pulex (common water flea), 3372 nucleotides long. RefSeq names its product myosin heavy chain, cardiac muscle isoform-like. The record is from RefSeq and is a predicted model, not a curated record. The transcript has 21 exons. The coding region runs from base 115 to 3372 and encodes 1085 amino acids. Lineage: Eukaryota; Metazoa; Arthropoda; Branchiopoda; Diplostraca; Daphniidae.
AUGGUGACAGUUCCUAUUCAGUUUGAAAUAUUCGUCGACAGGCUUGUCGGUAAAAUUAAAAUUAGUCUCCGUAUCCAUCCUCAUCUCAUCAGCAUAUGCGGCAAUUGAUUGAAAAUGGCGAAAAUUCCGAUGAGGUCUAUCCUCACCAUCUUUUGGGCUUUUGACACUUGCUGCAAUUGCCAAUCAAUCGACCCUGGCGUUUCCUCUUCUUGGGCGAAACUCCAAAUCUCACCGGAUGCGUUAAGUUCCAUGGAGUACGGCAAUUUUCUCAUUGACAUUUAUGAACACGCCCACAAUCACAAGGCGACGAAAACUAGCGAGAAAAAGUAUUUCUACUCUCCAAUUGCGAUUUUGGACCACAAAAGCGCUGUUAGUGUAUACAACAACGUCACGAAGCAACCAGAGAUGAGAUUCCGCAUUGAAAUGUGGAACGAAAAAGUCCAGAAUGAAGUUGUGAAACAUCUGUUCAAAUCCAUCGAUAAAGGAAUACAACCUGAUAACGUGAAAAUUAUUCCGUUGGAGAAUGUCAUUCUUGCCAGCAAAAGACCUUCAGUAGAUUAUUCUUUAUCGCCAGUGUGGGCGAAUUAUGACAAGAGUAAGACCCUGAAGCUUUCUCUGUCGUGUUAUGACCAGAAAGUCUGCGACGGACUGGCCAAUGAAAUGCGAUCUAAUCCCGAACAAUUCGACCAUUUCAAACUCCUCUACAGUUUGUCAUCGCAGACGUCGCAAACCAAACAUACGUCCAUCACCAUCGACAGCGUCAUUUCCGGUCAAAUGGUAACUGCUCUUUUACAGAAAUUUAAAAAGAUAAAAGAGAUUUUUCUGACAGCCAACGACGAAAAGAAAAUGUUGACGGAAACGACUACUAACAUCCGAAUGGAUACAUUUGACGAAUCCGAGGUCGUGACUCCAGAAACGGAAACUCAAAUUUUAAAUAUUUUAAAGGAUUUGCUAGUCACGUCCAGGACGACUAUCAAAGAACAAUGCGACAAAAUGUGGGACUCUGUUUUCUGGAAUGAAGACAAUUACCGGCCGGACAAAACGACGAAAACAUUGAAUGAAAUCAUCAAGAAACUGGACACUGAAACUCAAAAGAAAUUGGCGGAUAUGUUUGAAGAAGAGGACAGGCAAUCGGUAUUAAUGGAAAUGCUAACUUCGAGUGAUAAAAACGAGGAGACAAGACAAGAGGAAGAAAUUCAACCUGUAAGUCAAUCGGAAAAUGCAGGUGAAAAUGAAAUUGAAUCAACGGAAGAAGAACAAUUCAGCCGCAAUCGAAUCGAGAAAUGCCAACUUGCAAAGAACCAGUUGGAUGAGCAAAAUCUAAAUUCUGAGAAUAAAGAAAGAAUCCAGCACAAUUACAACUCAAACAAUUGGGCUGACAUAGACGGAAUAAUUUCAAAAAUUUCAGAGAAAAUGUCAAACGAAUCUGAUAGUUCACGGCGGAACGAAAUUUUGAAGGAAGACGUGGCAAAGUUAUUACAAGAAAGUAGAGACCACGUCCUUUGGGAUGGAGACAAAUUCGUACCCAAACCCAUGAAACUCGCCAGAAUAAAUUUGGCCAAAUAUCGCGGAUCUCAUCAAUCGUUUCAGGAUCGCAACGUCCUUCUCCGUUACUCGAACGCCGAACUGUCGGCGCCAAUCAAAUUUCUGGAACACGCAGAAUUCAAUGUCGUCAACGAAUGGGAAAAUAUAAAGGACGAACUAAAAGAAACUAAAGAACUCUUAAAAACAACUACUAUGAACUUGGCGAAAACCAAUACUGAACUGUUUAACGUGAAGGGUGAUUUAGGCAACACGAGAAUGGAUUUGAUUAAUAAAUUAGAAGGGACUAUGAAUGAAUUGGUGAAAACCAAAAUUGACUUGGAGAAAACGACGGUCAAAACCGUCGACGAUUUAAUAGUAAAGUUAAAUGUGACUCAAAAAGGAUUGACAGAAAUGAAAAUCACCACCGGAAAUUUGUCAACGGUACUUGCAGAAACUGUGAUAUACCUUGGGAAAACGGACAUUGAACUGAAUAACGCGAAAAAUGAUUUGACCAAUACGAAAAUCGAUUUGGCUAGUAAAAUAGAAGGUACUAGGAUUGAGUUGGUGAAAACCAAAAUCGAUUUGGAGAAAUUGACUACUGAUUUAAGUAAAAUGGCGGUCAAAGCUGUCGAUGAUUUAACAGUAAAACUAAAUGCGACUCAAAAAGAAUUAGGGGAAAUGAAAAUCAUCACAGAAAAUUUGUUAAUGGAACAUCAAGAAAGUGUGAUAAACCUGGCGAAAACGGAUUCCGAACUGAAUAACGUGAAAAGUGAUUUUACCGACACGAGAAUCGAUUUGGCUAAUAAAUUGGAAGGUACUAGAAUUGAGUUGAUGAAAACCAAAAUCGAUUUCGAGAAAAGGACUGCUGAUUACAGUGAAAUGACGGACAAAAAAGUCGAUGAUUUAACAGUAAAACUAAAUGUAACUCAAAAAGAAUUGGCAGAAAUAAAAAUCAUCACCGGAAAUUUCUCAGCGGAACUUGAAGAGACUGUAAUGAACUUGGCGCAAACGAAUACCGAACUGACUUACGUGAAGAGUGAUUUAACAAACACGAGAAUGGAUUUGAUUAAUAAAUUAGAAGGGACUAGGAUUGAGUUGGUGCAAACCAAAAUUGACUUGGAGAAAACGACGGCCAAAACCGUCGACGAUUUAAUAGUAAAGUUAAAUGUGACCCAAAAAGGAUUGACAGAAAUGAAAAUCACCACCGGAAAUUUUUCAACGGUACUUGCAGAAACUGUGAUACACCUUGGGAAAACGGAAAUUGAACUGAAUAACGUGAAAAAUGAUUUGACCAAUACGAAAAUCGAUUUGGCUAGUAAAAUAGAAGGUACUAGGAUUGAGUUGGUGAAAACCAAAAUCGAUUUGGAGAAAUUGACUACUGAUUUAAGUAAAAUGACGGUCAAAGCUGUCGAUGAUUUAACAGUACAACUGAAUGCGACUCAAAAAAAAAUAGGGGAAAUGAAAAUCAUCACAGAAAAUUUGUUAAUGGAACAUCAAGAAAGUGUGAUAAACCUGGCGAAAACGGAUACCGAACUGAAUAACGUGAAAAGGGAUUUUACCGACACGAGAAUCGAUUUGGCUAAUAAAUUAGAAGGUACUAGAAUUGAGUUGAUGAAAACCAAAAUCGAUUUCGAGAAAACGACUACUGAUUACAGUGAAAUGGGGGACAAAAAAGUCGAUGAUUUAACAGUAAAACUAAAUGUAACUCAAAAAGAAUUGGCAGAAAUAAAAAUCAUCACCGGAAAAUUCUCAGCGGGACUUAAAGAGACUGUAAUGAACUUGGCGCAAACGAAUAUCGAACUGACUAACGUGAAGAGUGAACAACACGAGAAGCGAUUUUGCUUUUAA